Messenger RNA from Dibothriocephalus latus, 390 nucleotides. The record is from the annotation of a GenBank genome assembly. NCBI's taxonomy places the organism in Eukaryota, Metazoa, Platyhelminthes, Cestoda, Diphyllobothriidea, Diphyllobothriidae.
GCUAUGAAUGCUGAAAUGAACAUGUAUGAUAUACAAAUAAAAGAGUACAAAGCGGAAAUUGAAAAGCUUACUGCAGAACUGAAUGACGUCAAGCGGGCCUAUUUUGAAAAGAAGAGACUCGAACAGAGUAAAAAUAGGAGGCCGGUCAAGGAAACGUUGGUCGCGAAUACGAAUCCAAAGGCCAAUUCCGGGGGACUUGAUGGCGCUGAGAUGACCUUCAAAGCUUCAGGCAUGGCAACGCUCGAGGCCAAUGGCUAUUGGCUCGAAGAAGUGCACAAUUUCAAAUACCUCGGAGCGAAGUUGGUGCCGAAUGGACAGUGUAAGGAUGGCAUUGCCUCUCGAAUCGAUGCAGCUCGUCGAGUUUUCUCAAGCCUUAGAAAGUGCCUAUGA